CACCGUUUUGAUUCACAACCGGACCAAGAAGGCCGUGCGGCUUCGUCCCUGUGAUUUAGAUUAAAGCAGGGACCUGCUUCUCGUCGUGCACGGUACAACGGGAAGUGUGUGGCGGAAGAUAAAAACUGUGGAAAAAGAACAAGCACCAGCACUGCAACUGGUACCAGGAUGGGGUGUGGCGUCAGCUCCAGCCAAAAGCCGGGCGACCUGCAGGUGCAGCAGUUGCGACGCCGACUAACGGUCGCACAGCUCGAUAAGGUAGACGGACAGGAAAAUGGCAAUGAGGAUGGCGCAGACGUCGAACGCGGUCUCUUGCAAAAGAUAUCGGAUAAGAGUACUACAAUUUAUCUCAAUCCAUUAUUUGCUAGCAAACAAAGACCACGAACAAGAUGGUGGUAGUUUAUUCACCGAGCUGCACUAUGAAUGCGCGAAUGCACGUAUGCUCGGCAGCGUGCAUUGAUAAUUACCUAGCGCGUGUUUUAUUUCAUUCGGGCAGCAUCCAUUGUAAUCAAUCCAACUCCGAGGUAUCUUGGAAAUCGCCGAUGAAUUGAGCAAAGUGCUAGACAAUGCGGACAGCACAGAGUCACCGACAAAAAGUGCAAGCGGAAAGACACCGAAGAGGAGAGUCAGCAUAGGUACUAAAUCAAUGAUGAACGGACGAUCUUUUUUGAAGCAUCAGAGCGAAGACAAACUGGUUUUGCUGGGGAAUGCAGCCGGUAGAGGUCCGCGCGCAGAUGCCAUAUUACGGAUUUUUCGAAAGGAUGAACUAUAGGGAGAUGAAAAGCAACUACUGUGGUCACGACAGGCUCUGAGACAGACAAGAACGCCAACAAGCGACAGAGCUUCAAGAAGAAGGACGAGUACAGGAUAGGAGACGACCUCGGCGAAGAAGAGAUUCGUAUCGGAUACUCGUGCAGGAAAGGUUUGAAACCCGAGUCACCCAAUCAGGAUAGCUGGUUUGUCUUGCUGGUAUAACUUCAUAUAGUCGAUUUUUUGUUUUAGGAUCGUCCCCUGCCGCGCCGGGGGUGUACAUAUUGGCUGUCGUUCCUGCCGCACCAACAUCUACGGAUGAAAAAAGAGCGUGAGGGACGGUCUGCGUGCUUCCUUAUCGCGGUAGACAAAGAAUUUGGUAGUUGCUGUGGAUUUUGUAAAAAAGAAUUCUGAAAAACAUAAAUCCCCAGCAAGAAAACGAACUUGGGAUAUACGGCGUUUUCGACGGCCAUGGCGCUAAGGGGCACGAUGUGAGCAAUCUGGUGAAGUUGUACCUUCCCAAGCUCAUCCUGACCAGCGAAAAGUUUUCGGAAGCACCGGAGAGUGUGAUGGUAAGUUGCUUCCAUCGCAUGCAGAACCUCAUCCAGGCCCACGACCGCAAGGGCCUCCUGAACGCCCAGCUCUCAGGGUGCACGUGCACCAUCGUCGUUCACGACAUGCGCGAGGACCGCCUCGUCGUUGCGCAUGUGGGCGACUCGAGGGCAGUAUUGGUCCGGAAAGAAGACGGGGGCGACAGGUCUUCAGUUCUUAUCAUUUGUUUUGCAUGUCGUGCACGGUGCGGUUGUAACGAUCUACUUUUGGCUUGUCACCUGCGGGUUCUUGGUUCAUCUAAUUACUCUGUGCGCUGGAUCUGAUGCACCAUCGGUAUCGGAUAUCAUUGACUUUGAUGAUUUAUGACAGGGUAAUCGCUGAGGACUUGACCCGUGACCACAAACCCGACCUGAAGGAAGAACGAGCCUACAUUGAGCGCAAUGGUAUGAUGAAAGAAGUUUUUACUGCUUUCAUCUUGAGUCGGUCGGGUGCCUCGUGCGUAUGUACUUAGUAGAAUACUUCUUCGCAAGUCAAACGAUGAAGAAUGCAUCCUCCGCGGCGCUCAGAUACUUUAUACAUAGAAUUUCACUGCAUUAUCGAUCUGCAGGUGGUAGGGUAGCGUUUGACGGGUUCGCAAACCAUCGUGUGUAUGUGAAGAACGGAACCUACCCGGGUCUCAACAUGUCCCGCGCCCUCGGGGAUCUCCUCGGGAGCACCAACGCGGGAAUUAACAACACUCCCGAGGUGCGGGUGAUCGACCUGCCCAGGAAGACGGGGGGUGCCCCCAAUGGUUCAGCACUUUCUGCCGACGGCACCAGGGCCAUUCUCCUGAUCUGCUCCGACGGCGUUUGGGAAUUCGUCUCCUCAAAUCAAGCAAAAGACUUCGUAUUUUACUUUCUUCUGUGAAAAAUCUCGCGUGGGCGUGGUCUAGUACUAAUGGUUUGAUGUUCGACAGGAAUAGAACUACACGUACACGUCUUCACGACGGACAACGUUUGAUCACAAUCUAACAGGCGAUGCGGUUUGACGCAAGGCGUGCAAAGGAUGCAGCCGAAACGCUGGCCAAGGAGUCUUGGGAUCGCUGGAUACAUGAGUUAUCGUGGAAGGCUUGAGGGCAGGAGAAACUGUUGUCUGGCCUUAAUUGCUUUCUCUGAAAUGCAUGCUCUAGACUUGGACUACUUUUGCAACGAAUUUUGAAAUGACAAGUCUCCUUCUGCUAGGCAUUGCCUACGCAGUAGGAUCGGAACUCGAACUUGUUUUUUUCACAGCUUCAGAAAAGAGUGUCAGUUUCGGCAGAGCAAGUGUCAGCCAAAUUUGACUUGCUCUCAAAUUUUCCCAGAAUACGAAGAGGGUGGCUGCGUGGUGGAUGACAUCUAUCCUGUCGAAAAGCGACGAUCCCACCCCAGACUUGUCAUGCAGAUUUGCAUGCCCAGCAGCACGCGUCGUCUGACCCCCGAUGGCAGUAUAGUAAUUUUCUAGCCGCUUUUCCUCGAGAUUUGUCAUGCUCUAUUCAGCAUAAGAAAGUGCGGCAUGUGUGUAUGAUGCGGCUGAACUACCUCGGAACGACUGCCGUGCAGGUCCAAGUCAAACUUGUGUUAAAGUCACAUAGUCUGUUUCUGCAGAGCCAAAUACCUUGUCAUGCAGCGAAGUUUCUGCAUUUGUUUUGUUUAGCUGAUUUUUAAACAUCUUUGCGGUGGAGUGGGUACGAUUUCCGUCGCGAUAACAUUACCACAUUGGUCAUCUACAUCUGAGGAAUCUGAGGAUUGUUGGAACAACAGUCACUUGUAGGCCUUUCUAGUUACAAAUUCAAAUCCGAUAAGAGAAGUAUUCGACAAUUUCUGCUUUUUGAAACGAAUAGGGCAGGCAACACACCAGCCGCAAGUGCCGCAAGUCUUCGCGCUUUGUAUGAAUAUAACAAUGACGACCCGAGCGAGGCUUCUCCGUACUAUGCCAUCUUUAUCUGUGUUGCCUCCUCCUUGUCGUUUACGAUUGCCGACUGCGUAUGAUUAAAUCAGUUUGCAUCUAAAUUUUCCCGCCUUCGCUUUACAACACUGAGCGCAUCGGCCGCCAUCAAUCUGAUGUCUGUGUGCGCGCGAGAGGGAAGAAGGCAAAGGUUGCAGCUUCUUUCUUCGCAAGUGCUCUGAGUCUGAUGGUUGGCUUGGUGUGGUCAGUAUCACCGAUGGGUAGUACUCAUGCAGUAAUGACCUUUGAUAAUGAUCGAAUUUUUUAGAACCUCACUGUAUUGCCACGGUGCCAGCUUCCUAUUCCUUGCAAUUGCGGCGUCCCUUACUCGCUUCUUUGCUUCUGCUUCAUCCGAGAGCGGGGGAACAAAAUCACUGUGCUUGGCAAACUAGUACAUCCGUGCUUGUAAAGCUACCAUCACUUCUUGUUGUAAGCUAAGUCUAAGUUUCAAGUUUCGUUUCCUACUGUAUCUUGCAGAAUGAAGAUUUGAUCUAUGUUUCUUUUGCUUGGAAAAUUAAUGUCAGUGACUCUGUUUCUUAACCGCGGGGAGUGAGAGGGAAGGUUUCAACUACACUCCACCGGCCACAAACUACGUCAUGCUUCUACAGAUAUUCAAAAGUGCAACGAACCUGUCCGCGACAGCAUUCCUCUACACUCUUGUUAUUUGAUGUCCUAAAACGUACGCCAAGAUAAUUUUUUAGCUUUGAAAACGGACUCCGGGCCAAACGCAAGUCAGUAUUGCAGGACAGGAGCACCGACACCCACCCCAUAUAUAUAAUUUAGCGGCUAGUUUUUUCACUACCACUACAAGCGCCGAGGCCCAGUAGAAGAUUGAUCCAUAUGAACUACAUGUGGAAACCCGCCCCCGAAGAUAUGCUUACCGCAUAAUCGCUUUCUGCGGUGCGUCUUGUAAAGUCCAGGCCAAAACGAAAACAAGUCUUGGGGUGGACGUGGGUCGGCCGUUUCUCAUGAUUGCAAAAAAGGUUUUGCGGCCCGAAACAAAUCGACUAUAGCACAAAUGAAUGUACACUACGUUGAAAAAUGUACUGCCACUCACUCGUUGGAAAAUUCACUCAAACAACAAAUUCGAACGAGGUGCCCACGAAGAACAAGCUAGCGGCGCCGCAUAUUGA
This is a messenger RNA of Amoebophrya sp. A120, 4397 nucleotides long. The record is from the annotation of a GenBank genome assembly. Lineage: Eukaryota; Dinophyceae; Syndiniales; Amoebophryaceae.